ACGAGUUAUGUAUCCUGUGCAACUGAUUACAUCAAAAUGUGGUGUUUUGCGCAAAAAACAAACCAUUGUUGUGUGCAAAAAAUGCCCUAACUAGUGGUGUUAUGCCCUUUCUGUAGUUUAAUAUGGAGGAGGUAUGCUUCUGCUCAAAAUGCCUGACAGCUCAUUAACCUUGUUCAUAGUUCAAUGGCAAAACAAGGUUUCGUUUGAGUUGCUUAAUUUUCUUUAUGUCCUGUGGAUACUAGAUAAUUUUGGUUUCAUUUUCACACAUGCAUUUCUGUGUCUGUGUCUCUUCAUACAUACAAUUGUCGUCACUUCUGUGGGUAGUUUGUUUCUUAACAGUAGAGCAUUUGGAUCUAUAUGCUAGAGAGCUGCUUUCUAUGUUGGAGCACCAGUGAGAUAUCAUACUCAUUAUAUCUGAGAGCCGCCAAUGUUUUUCUUUCCACAUACAGUUCCUCUACUCUUUGCUCCCGUUCAUCCACUGUUAAUUGUAAUCCAGGCUAAAGGCUUUAUCUUCUUAAUACCUUGUUUUAUUAGUGUUAUCAUAUGCUCCACCAUGUUUGAGUAAUUCUUAGUGUGAUGUAUAUCUCUCUGUCAGGUGCUUAGACUGGCGUCCCAGUGCUGGAAUGCUUUUAUUGAUCAUUCAGUUUACAAGGCGCAAAUACAGAACUCACUUGUAAGGGGCAAAUAACCUUGAAAAAUAUAAAUAGUUUCACCGGUAGCUCAAUUCAGGACACUAAGUUAGGUUUCGCAUGUGACAAGGUUAGUCAUAGCGAAAAACAGCUUUUCCUAAGUGCUAAUGUGUGUCUCCUUUUGUUAAAGAGAACAUUGGAAGAUCUUCAUCAGAAGGAUUUAUUCCAUUGCAACCCAAAGUCUCUCCUUAAAAGGUCCGUUCCCGUGAUGUACUACUUUCUGUGGUUCAGUAUUUGGUAAUCAUAUACUGUAACUUUCCUUGCUAGUUACAUCGUGUAUAUAUUGGAUUAUUGGCUCACGGAUUACAUUGUGUUUAUGAUAUGAUCUGAAACAUUGAAUCUUACAGAUAAGGAAACUUGAGGCGUCAGUUGCACCGAAAGUGGAGUGCUGUAGAUAUUUUCCAGUUACCUUCUUAACUUGGCAUAAUUGGUACUGGUUUGGUGGUAAUUACCGUUCGUUCACUUUAUCUUCAUACGGUGCUUUUCUCUGUACGUUGGUUCGAUGAAGAACACAGAGAAAUUGACUAAAAUAAAUAUAACAUAAAGAAUGUCGUAAUUAAAUACCAAACAAAUAAACUCUGUUUAGUAGCAAGGCCCCAACACUUUCCAAGUUUACCUUUGACAAAUAAUGUCACACAGGAAGCCUUUUCAUCUUUUAAAAAAAGUAGCUCUAGCACAUCCUGCAUUGGAUAACGAGUAGACAGAGGUGAAAAUUAAGUUAGUGCUUAAACGUGCCAGAGGUGCUAGUAACAUGUGCCUGCCCUUCUCUGAUUACCUCGUAGUGAUGGAUGGCUAACUGGCCAGCCGUGUGCUAGCUAGGAUUAACAGGCUAUUAGCUAGUUGUAAUUAAUUGUUUGGCUUGUUCUUUUGUUGUGGUUCAUCUCCUCUCCUCGGGAACAAUGGGAACCGGCCAAGAAGACAGUAGCGGCUUCUGCGAGGGCCGUGGGAUCUGGGUCACUAUUUGGUAAGCCAAGCAACCUUUUUCCAUCUAUAGAUAUAGAAGGACUAGUUCCUAUUUCCAAUAAAGUGCAAUUCUCAGCCUCCGGCUUCCCCAAGGAGAUACCCUCUUCCGCCUCCAGAUCUGGAAAUCAUGGUGACACUCUCUCCAGAUCUGCAAGUCAUGGCGUCGCUCUCUCCAGAUCUGCCGGACGAACUUGUCCAUGAGAUCCUCUUCCGCCUCCCGCCAGAUGAGCCCGCAUGCCUUUUCCGUCUCUCCGUACUCUCCAAUCCCUGGCGCAGUCUCCUCUCCGAUCCUGAAUUCCACCACAACUACCGCAAGUUCAAUCGGUCGCCUCCUAUGCUCGGCUUCAUCUACAACAGUGAGGUGAGCUCUGUCAGUCACUUUGUCCCCACCACAGGGCCCUGCCCCCCAUGCACUUUUGAGCCCCAGCCGGCUGACUUCAUCGUGUGCGAUUGCCGCCACGGCCGUGUCCUCCUCGACAACGGUGAGGUGUCCAUGGAGCUUGUGGUUUGGGACCCCAUGACGGGCCGCCGAAAAGACCUGAGCGACCCCUGCAGGUCCUUGUUCUAUCUCGGGACCGCGGUGCUAUGUGCUGUGUACGGCUGCGACCAUGCCACUUGCCACGACGGCCCUUUCCAUGUUGUUUUUGUCCGUAUUGAUGCAGAGGCGGGGAGCGCAACCGCCUACAAGUACUCGUCGGAGACGGGUGAGUGGAGCACGCCGACGUCUGAGCUUGCCCUCUUCGAGGAGCAUGACAUUGUCGUGGAGCCUGACCUCAUCGACGAGCUUGGCCCCGUUGACGACGGUGCUGCGUUGCACAGUGUCCUCGUUGAAGACUCCCUCCACUUCCUCCUUAUGUCUGGGCCACAAGGCUCUCGAAUUCUCAAGUACGACGUAGGAAGGCAUUUCCUCUCGGUGAUCGUCCUGCCGGCGGCUGUUCAUUACCGGAGCACCAUUCUCAUGGCAACAGAGGAUGGAAGGCUGGGAGUCGCCCACCUGGACAGGCUUAUCCUUCACCUGUGGUCAAGGGAGGUGGGUCCUGACGGAGUUGCAGCAUGGGCGGAAUAUAGAGUCAUCGGCCUCAUGCCGUUUCUCCCCAUUGGAGAUCCUGCGAUCAAAGUGGAGUUGAUUGGCUCUGUGGAGGGUGCCAAUAUCAUCUUCGCCACCACAUCUCUUGGCGUCUAUGCUAUUGACCUCAAGUUGCUGCGGUCAAGAAAGUUGUGUGAAGGACAAGCCAUUCGACCGUUCUUCCCCUUCAUGAGCUUCUACUAUCCAGUUUCUGCAGAAUGGCAAACUGGAACAAGUUUUCUGGCACGGGCAUCGGUUGCUGCGCGUCACCGGUGAUGUGUUGGACAGACCCCUGUGGUGUGUCUCACCAAUAAGAUCGAUUAUGUCAUAGAGUCAAUUAAGGGUUUGUGACGUUGUAAUGAAUUAUUUCAGUACUAGGUGUUUUGGUGGCACUUUGUUUAUUUCUCAUGCUGUUUGCUUUUGUGAGUAACUUUACUUAAUUAAGUUCCAUAAUUUUGUCAACUGUGUCGGUGCGCGGGUGCGUGCCUGUGAACUUGCUAUAUGCUUUCAGUUAGUUGAUGAAGUUGGUGGCUUUGUCUUUUUGGGUUCA
Lolium perenne is the source of this 3268-nucleotide messenger RNA. NCBI's taxonomy places the organism in Eukaryota, Viridiplantae, Streptophyta, Magnoliopsida, Poales, Poaceae. The record is from RefSeq and is a predicted model, not a curated record.